Entelurus aequoreus (snake pipefish) is the source of this 3481-nucleotide messenger RNA. RefSeq lists its product as uncharacterized. Gene Ontology annotation, cellular component: membrane; transcription elongation factor complex. Gene Ontology annotation, biological process: snRNA transcription by RNA polymerase II; positive regulation of transcription elongation by RNA polymerase II. Lineage: Eukaryota; Metazoa; Chordata; Actinopteri; Syngnathiformes; Syngnathidae. The record is from RefSeq and is a predicted model, not a curated record. Gene Ontology annotation, molecular function: cis-regulatory region sequence-specific DNA binding. The coding region runs from base 177 to 3359 and encodes 1060 amino acids. The transcript has 14 exons.
CACUUUAAACAGAGCUGGGUGAGCCGCGUGGGCCUGGUGCAGCGCGAGUAGCCAUUUUGUCGUCCAUAUCGUUUCCCGGGGCCGAAACUAAACACCUUCAUGACCGCACAUGAAGCGACUUGACGAGGAACUCAAGAAUGAUUGCCACCACCCACUUACCCCAGUAAGUCCCCAACAUGAAGAAGUCCACUGGAGCUCCGCUGGCCCCUGUGUGGGUCGCUCACACACCCACACCAGAAAAGAGCAAUGACUCCUCAAGCAGCGCAUCCAGCGUUCCGCCUUAUUUGGAGAAGGACAAGGAUGACAAAAAAGGCAGCGUGAAGGACAGGCUGAAAACCCUCAUCCCUCUGUCAUGGGGCAGCAUGGUCCAGUACCGGAAGAAAGAGGAAGACGGCGCCGAUGACUCUGAAGCAAGCAGCGGUCGGAUCCAGAUCCUACCCAACGGGACCAGAGUGAGCCCCCCCGUGAGUCCCUUGGUGGACCGCAAGAAAUGGAACCAAACCCUACAGGACACCUCCACUGACGAGGUCAGAAAUCGAAACUCCAUGGAGGACUCUUUGCUCACAAGCAUCCACCCGGCGGAGUACUAUGCUGAGAAGCUGGAGGUCUACAAGCUCAAGUACUCUUACCUGAAGUCAUGGCCUGGCCUUCUCAGGCUUCUCGCCGGCGUUGAGCUCCUGUUUGGGGCCAUGGUUGUCGCUUGUGUCAUCGGCUACAUCCAGAAAGACAGCGAAUGGUCCAAUACCUACGGGCACUACAAUGGUGUGUACAACAACGGGCUGGGCCUGUCUGGAUACAGCUACAGCGGACCUAUGACUCCCUUCGUUGUGUCGGUGGCCGGAGUCUCUUGGAUCAUGACCCUGAUCCUCCUGGUAAUGGGAAUGACGAUGUAUUACCGCACCAUCCUCCUCGAUGCCCCCUGGUGGCCCGUGACCGAAGCCUUCGUCAACGUAGCGCUCUUCCUGCUCUACAUGGCGGCGGGGAUCGUGUACGUGAACGACUUGAACCGCGGUGGGUUGUGCUACAUGACCAUAGGCAUCCAUCCGAUACUGGCCGGUCUUUGUCGGGUGGAAGGGGGCCAGAUGGCGGGAACGGCCUUCCUCUUCAUCAACAUGGCGAUGUAUCUGGGAAGUUUCCUGGUCUGUCUGAAGAUGUGGCGGCACGAGGCCAAACGGAGACAGAGGGGGUACUAUGAGGUCAAGUUCGUGAGUCCAAAAGAAGGCCCUGGCUCCAACCUGCUGGCCCCCCAAAAAGCAAAACACAUGUCCAUCAAGGCUGAAGCAGAAAGGAGAGCACGCCAAAGCCACGCCAGCCCGCAAGUCCAGAAGAGUCCUGCCUGUCGGAACAAAACUGUGACGCCGGCAUGCGUUCCUGAAGUCCACAUCAUUGCAGACUAUAUCAUGAAGUACCCAGAAAUCAGCAGCCCGGAAGAAAGGGAAAAGUACAAAGCUGUGUUCAAUGACCAGUAUCAAGAGUACAAAGAGCUUUACAAAGACAUCAGCAUCACUCUCAAUAAGUUCAGUGAGCUGGAUGCUGUCAUGACACGACUCAUCACCCAGGGGAAAAGCCAAGAGGACCGAGCCAGGAUCCAAAAGAUCGUGGCGCAGUAUGACAAGAAGAAGAGCGACCCUGCUUUCCUGGAGAAGAAACAACGUUGUGACUACUUGAAAGCUAAACUGAGCCACAUAAAAAACAGAAUACAAGCUUAUGACCAGGAAACUCUCAGACUAAACAAAACCAUGCAUGAACCUCACCAUUACCAUAGCCGCCCUCUGUACGGCCCGCCCUCCAGCAGCACCACCCACAGCUUCUAUCCCCCGAGAAGCGUCCUGUCCCCCCAGAGCCAAUAUGUCCGCUACGCCUCCAAGCCGCCAGCAGAGUCCCACUACCCGGAGGACAGGCCUCAGCACUUCCACCGAUGGUUUUCACCCCCUGGUUUUGUCAAAACCUUCCAGGGAGCAACGGUGCUCAUGUGUUUCCUCAUCUUCGCCCUCGUGGCGUCAACGUUGGUGUGGGACAUGAGCGGGCUGGGGUACGGCGUCCCGGGGAGUGUUCCAGGGGCGGGGCAGGGCUACUACGGCGGCAGCUACGGCUACGGCAGCUCCUACAUGACCCCGCAGUCUGCCAAGGCUGCCAUGAUCUCCAUGGCGGCAAUCAACUUCCUGAUUUCGCUGGGGUUCUUGGUGGGGAGCUUCUCGCGGUCGCGAGCCAUGAGGGGCUGCACCUUUUACCUCACUGUGUUCAUCUGUGAUGUCAUUUUAGCGGUCCUUCAGGGCAUCAUUGACAUCAUCUUUGUCAUCGGGGUGAACCCCAUGUCCCAGAGUUCCCAGAGCGUGCUGUACAACCCAAUGCUGAUGAUGUGCCAGAACAUUCCAGACAGGCCGAGCCUCAGUGGCAGCGUGGGAGCUGGAUUCCCGGGAGGGUUCCCCAUGUACAGCCAAUACUUGUACCACUACUGCUUCAUGGACCCCGAGGAGGCGGUGGCAUUGGCCUUAGGUUUGAUGGUGGUGUUAGCCUUAGCCUUUGCUGCUUACUACGCCUACAAGACACGCAGCAAAAUCUGGCGCCAUGGUGAAGCGAACAUCUACUGGGACGAGCCACGGGUCGGGCAGUCGGAAGGGCGGAACGUACAAGACUGGGUAAACCAUGUUGGAGAAGGACGCAGCACCCAGCAGGCACCGACUGUUGUUAUUUCAGAAAAAGCUGAAUCUUACCUCCAUGGGGAAAACCGUCUAGCAUCUUACAGACAGGAUACAGCCCUUACCCGCAGCGAGGGAAGUCUGAACAGCAACAUCGCUCAUGCUGUCGGCCGGAAGCGCCAAGAGGCUGAGCACGGCCACCAAAACAGCCGGCCGGCAGUUUGCAGCAGCUCCUCAGAUGAUGCUGAGAGCAGCAGGAAACCUCCUUCGCCUCCGCUUGCUCAGAGGCACAACAGAGAGCAUGAACGUGCCGCACCGGAGACGGUGGAGUCCCAAUAUGAAACAGGCUACACCAGCGGAGGAGCCACCGCGUGUGAGCUGGACCAAGACCAGGACCUCUACAGACGCUACCCAGAGAUCAUCUCCGACCAGCAGCGCCGGCGGUACAAGAGAGAGUUUGACUCCGCCAGGGCUCGUUAUAAAAUUCUCUGCCAAGAAAUGGACGACAUAAGUGACCGGAGUCACGAGCUGAGCCGGGAGCUGGACUCCCUGCAAAAAGGCUCUGUAAAGUACCAGGGUGUGGCCGAUGAAUACAACAGACUGAAAGAUCUCCAAAGGGCGCCUGGAUAUCAAGCCAAGAAAAAGGAGAGCAAAGAACUCCGGCAAAAACUAUUUCACGUCAAGCGGAUGGUGAAGAACUUUGACCGAGGUCUUUGUUAGCGUGUCAUAUUUUGAAAAAUCCACUUAUGACUCUUACUUUAAUAUUCUGGACUUUGCUCAUUUCAGUGGCCUUUAAAAAUAUGAUGCGUCCCAGUUGGUGACUAUAGUACGUUUAUUUUAAU